This is a messenger RNA of Colletotrichum gloeosporioides, 768 nucleotides long. RefSeq names its product Reducing polyketide synthase FUB1. The coding region runs from base 1 to 768 and encodes 255 amino acids. The record is from RefSeq and is a predicted model, not a curated record. The transcript is spliced from 4 exons. Gene Ontology annotation, molecular function: iron ion binding; oxidoreductase activity, acting on paired donors, with incorporation or reduction of molecular oxygen; heme binding. NCBI's taxonomy places the organism in Eukaryota, Fungi, Ascomycota, Sordariomycetes, Glomerellales, Glomerellaceae.
AUGCCCAAUACCGUCUUUAUUGCCCCUGUCCUCGCCCUCAUUGGUGUCCUCAUCGUUGUCCUCAUCGUUGUCCUCCCUAUUGCCGUCCUCGGCGUCGUCUCUGACGUGUUUGCUAUGCACUUUUUCGCCACGUCUAAGAUCCCGACUCAGUUCUCUCCAUUGUUGAUCCGAACUAAAGUGCUUCUCGCGGCAACAAAGCUGCCCAGUGAUCUGAUGGUCGAGUCGCCGACCAUGUCGAAUACGGCGACCUCAGCGCCCAUCUCCUUCGACAGCCAAGUCCUCAACUCCACCGCUACCAGUAAAUCAACUCCAUACGCUGGCAGCGUCAAUGCCCAGUCAAAGCAGUCCAAAUACUACAGCAGCUUCAAGGAUAAGGAGACUGAUGGGCUGAUUGCGAACGCCCGUGUACACUUCGAAAAGCUUGCUAGUAAGGGCGACAUAGUUAUUGAGGACGAAGGAGACACUUGCGCUAUGGACCUAGUCCUUCGGCGUGAGGCGAUGGCAUUCACCAAGACUGGACAGCGCUCCCCAACAUCCUGUGACACGGCAAUGCGCGGUGAACUUGCGAUGUUGCUGGUGGCGGGUCACGAAACAACCGCCAUCACACUUGGUUGGGGCCUCAAAACACUGGCUCACAACCAAGUGGAGCAAUCAAAGCUGAGAAGGAGCCUUGAAGAUGCCUUCUCAUCUGUGCCUCCAGGAUCUACGCCAUCUGCCUCUGACAUUCUAUCCACCUCAAUUCCCUAUCUUGAUGGCGCAUUGGAAUAA